Ramularia collo-cygni is the source of this 1461-nucleotide messenger RNA. Its product is annotated as related to neutral amino acid permease. Bases 1 to 1461 code for a protein of 486 amino acids. NCBI's taxonomy places the organism in Eukaryota, Fungi, Ascomycota, Dothideomycetes, Mycosphaerellales, Mycosphaerellaceae. The transcript is spliced from 3 exons. The record is from RefSeq and is a predicted model, not a curated record. Gene Ontology annotation, biological process: amino acid transmembrane transport. Gene Ontology annotation, molecular function: amino acid transmembrane transporter activity. Gene Ontology annotation, cellular component: vacuolar membrane.
AUGAGCAUAUCCCGUCAAUCUGAAGAAGCUCCUUCAGCCUCAACAUCUCGCCCAUCAAAUGACAUUGCCACAGUCUCACUCAAACACGGCGAAGCURAAGCUGAAGUAUUCGGCGGCGAAGAUGGUCUCAAGUUCCGGACCGUGGGUUGGCUGGCGGCAGCAGUGUUCAUGAUCAAGAUGACAUUCGCAACGGGGGUAUUGUCAAUCCCAGCAGCCCUGUAUACGCUGGGCGCAGUUGCAGGCUCAAUCUUCAUCGUCUUCUGGGGUCUUCUUAACACAUACAUGGCCCACGUACAAGGCCGGUUCAAAAUCGCCCAUCCAUCAAUCCACACCAUAUCGGACGCUACAUAUAUCGCGACACUCAGUUUCGGAGGCUCGAUUCGCAUGGCAAACAUUGUCAGAGAACUGACUGACACACUAUACCUCAUCACUUGGGCCCUCAUCUCUGGAGUGUCCAUGCUGGGACUCUCCGUCGCCCUGAAUGCCGUUUCAAGCCACGCCACAUGCAGUAUUAUCUUCGGCUUCGUGUCAUUUUUCGUCGUCUCUUCCGUCGCCAGCAUUCAAAGGAUCCACAAACUCCGCUGGCUGACCUGGAUCGGCUUCGGCUCCAUCCUGAUAGCCAUUUUGAUAGUCGUCAUUGCAGUGACCAUCCCAGUCCGGCCAGCAGCAGCUCCUCAAACUGGCAACUUUGACCUUGGAUUUCUUGCCUUGCCUCCAAAAGAGACGACAUUCGUAACGGCAUGGACUGCUUCCCUGGCCAUCUUCUCUUCAUCAGCAAACACUUCCGGCUUCAUCCCAGUGAUAUCAGAGAUGAAACGACCACAAGACUUCUUCAAAAGCAUGUACACCUGCAUGGCAUGGGUGACUAGCGCAUAUCUUUCCCUUGCUCUGACAGUGUAUGCGUACUGCGGGAAGUGGGUGGCAUCUCCUGCUCUUGGAUCUGCGGGACCGACCAUCAAGAUCAUCGCUUAUGCGAUUGCCAUUCCGGGCAUGAUAGUUGGCGCCAUGAUUCUAGUUCAUGUUGCUGCGAAGAGCCUAUUCGUCAAGCUGUUGCGAGGAACGAGACAUUUGUCCGAGAACACGAAGACGCACUGGGCGGUUUGGCUCUCGUGCACAUACGGUGUUGGCCUCGUCGGCUGGAUUCUUUCCGAGGCAGUACCGAUAUUCUCUUCGCUCGUCUCUCUAAUCGGUGCCCUUGGCUUCGGACCGUUGGGGAUCUGCUUGCCUGCUGUGUUGUGGUUCUCCCUAGAGCGAACGUCGACCAUCGACAUAUCACCAAUGAGCACGCUGAAAAGAUGGACUGCUUGUAUCUGUCACCUACUCAUCUUCCUUCUGGGCUUGUUGGUCACCAUUGGCGGCACCUACGCCAAUGUGAUCAGUAUCAACGACCAAUUCAAGGCCGGCAAUGUCGGGAAAUCAUUCCAGUGUGCAGAUAAUAGCGGGACGAUCGUCUCGAGCUAG